AUGGCUGCGAAUGAAUUUGAAACCAGCGCGGAGAGUACUGCGCACAGCAAAGAAGAACAAGACAGGGCCAGUUGGGAGCGGUACCUGGAAUGGAGAAACCUUGUUCUGCAGUUCCUGAACUCCAGCCUGAGCCCCUACCACCUCCAGCACCACCGGGACAGAGUUGAGCUUCUGAAGAAGUGUUACUUUUACUUGGAGAUUGAGCCCAAACACGUGAACGUGAGAGACCAGAACCAAGUGAUGCAUUACGUUGACAUCUUGCAACUGAUAGAGCCCUGCCGAUUCCAGAGGAUAAAGAAGGUGGGAAAAACCCAGACUGAAAUCCAGCUGUCCCUGUUAACUGACCUCUUAGAACAGCUGGAACGAGGUCAGGAGGAGCUGAGCCGUUACAUAGAGACCUGUGACAUGACGACUUUCCUCUCCCAGUGGAACUUCAUUAUGCAGAGACUAUCCAAGCUCUCAGAGUUUAUGGCAAAACUCUUUUCCUUGGAAGUGCCAGGAAAACUCUAUGUCAAGCACCAUUUACUGUCGGUCUUCACGGAUCAUGGAGAUACCAGACUCCCCGAAAUUAGGGUUUCUCUCUGUGCAAAGGUGCCACCGAUUUUUGAUCGAGAAGAAUCAUUUGCACGCACGGGCUGGGCCAAGCUCAAGUGGUUCACCAACAACCAAGAGUCAGACCUGGAACAGUAUGAACUGCACAUUCAGUUGCUGACAAACGGGAACCCGAGAGAAGUGGGAUACAGCAGGAUUCAGACAGUCCUCUCCAACACAGUGGUAGUCCAGGGCCUGCAGCCCGGCAGAUCAUACGAAUUCAUAGUUAGAAGGUCAGCCACCAACAUGCUCGUCUUUCAAAAGUGGCACGACAGCAUUACGCUGACGUCAGAAGCUCACAGCCUUGAAGACGCAGGCAGCAGCGCUUUUGCCCCAGAAGGAUGA
Leptosomus discolor (cuckoo roller) is the source of this 936-nucleotide messenger RNA. It is a transcript of the gene FNDC11, whose product is annotated as fibronectin type III domain containing 11. The record is from RefSeq and is a predicted model, not a curated record. Gene Ontology annotation, molecular function: protein binding. Lineage: Eukaryota; Metazoa; Chordata; Aves; Leptosomiformes; Leptosomidae.